CUCACGUGUGGCUGAGGACUGAUUUUAUUAACAUAUUAAUUGACUUAUUGUUAGUAUUUUAUCAAUCCAGCGUACAUUUUUCUAAAAAGAUCAAGAGAAAUUUGAACUUUCAGACGCUGGUCGUGGCAGGAUCUGGCGAAGAGAGACUUAACUCUCAUUCUGGUCGGGCGUAAAAACAUUAGAGUGAGCGAGUCAGGAGAACUACACCCGUUUGCGCAUCUGCAACAGCCAAUGAACGAACUCAAUUUGAAAAGGGAUGAUCAGUGGCUGCAUCAAUGAACGGUAUUGUACAGAGUAUGUGUUGCCAUUCUCCUCUAGAGGAUACAGCAGUGGUUAGAAGGACUAUAAAACAGUGCGGAAAUUGUAAGCAAGCCUCACAAACCUCUCAAAUAUCGUGCGCAAUAGUCCUUUAGCAGCACAAAGUGUGCAUUAAAGACGAUCGUUUAUUAUAUUUUAUUAAUAUUUUUACAUACACACGUACAAGAACAAAAAAAAAACAGAUUAUACGCGGAAGCAAAUGCAAAACCUCUGGUGAAGUGAAAUUUUUAAUAAAGUUUCUAAACGGAUACCUAUAAACAUGCAGUCGGACGAAGACUAUAAACAUGGAGUCACGGAGAGCUUAUCAUCACCUUCGUCAAGUCGCAUACUUUUUCAUGUGCCAUGCAGAGUUUGCAACGAUCAUAGUUCCGGAAAACAUUACGGCAUUUACGCUUGUGACGGAUGCGCUGGAUUCUUUAAACGAUCCAUUCGCCGCUCCCGUCAAUAUGUUUGCAAAUCGCAGAAGCAAGGAGAAUGCGUGAUUGACAAAACUCAUCGCAAUCAAUGUCGCGCAUGCCGCCUGAGCAAGUGCAUCGAUAGGGGCAUGAACAAGGACGCUGUCCAACAUGAACGUGGACCACGCAGCUCCACCUUGCGUCGACAAAUGAGCAUGUUCAAGGAGGCAGUGUUGAGCUCGACCGAAUUGGGACCAGACCUAAUGGUCAAUCCCAACUUGUAUAAUGGUUUUCCUGUGAAUCCUAUGCUGUUAGCGGGCGUGCCACCACCGCAACCGCUACAUCCGGCUCUAAGACACCCAUUCCCACCGCCGAUGGUUUUGGAUUUAUCAGUAUCGGCACGUACAUCCAAUCAUCCGCUGCAUCAAAAUCCACUUGGAUUCUUUGGACCGAGUCAUUCGGCAUUCGUUAAUACACCCGCUUUUCCACCAACUCCACCACUGAUGGCAGCAGAACAUCUAAAAGAGACAGCAGCUGAACAUCUAUUCAAAAACGUUAAUUGGAUUAAGAGUGUGCAAGCUUUUCGGGAAUUGCCAUUACACGACCAAUUUUACCUGCUGGAGGAGUCUUGGAAGGAGUUUUUUGUUUUAGCAAUUUCUCAGUACCUCAUGCCAGUCAACUUCCAACAGUUACUCUUCGUCUAUGAAUCGGAGAAUACGAAUCGCGACAUGGUGAAUAUUGUGAAAUGCGAGAUUCAUCUCUUCCAGGAGGUGCUUAAUCAAAUGUGUCAACUGCAUAUCGACAGCCGCGAAUAUGAAUGUUUACGUGCAAUUGUGCUCUUCCGCAAUCCAUCCCAGAACGAGGAUACGGCCAAUAACUCUUUUGGCACUGGUGCCAGUGGUAGUCCAAAUUCAAGUUCGUCCGGCGGAUCUCGGGGCCUCACGGAUGCAUACAGGGUGACUUAUUUGUACGAGCAGGCACGCAAUACCCUUCAAGCCUACGAGUUACGUACAAACCCAUCACAACCGAUGCGUUUCCAAUCGUUGAUCACUAUGUUGCCGGCCAUAAGCAAGUUGUCGGGAUUCAGUAUCGAGGAAUUGUUCUUCCGGAAGACAAUUGGCGAGGUCAACAUUGUGAGACUCAUAGCCGAUAUGUACGGCAAACGCACCUUUUAGAAUCGCUGAUCGUUGUUGAUAUUGUGGGAACUAUAGCAAUUAUACUGCCGCAAUUCGUUGUGCAGAAAAUGCGCGCAGGAUCGUUUAAAUUGAAUUAUUGCCUCAACGGGCGUUCGUUUCAAUUAAGUGCUUUCGCCCUCGCAGUGCCUUGUUUGUAUGUGAAAAGUGCUGAUAACUGUGAUAUAAUUUUGUACUUGACAGGGGAAAGCUCAAUUUUACUUUUAAAUUUAAGUAAUCAUUUGAGAGUGAAUAAGUUAUAUAAAGAAGGCUACGCAUUAACAGUGCAUUCGAAU
Anastrepha obliqua is the source of this 2181-nucleotide messenger RNA. RefSeq names its product protein tailless (gene tll). Gene Ontology annotation, biological process: cell differentiation; positive regulation of transcription by RNA polymerase II; anatomical structure development. Gene Ontology annotation, molecular function: zinc ion binding; nuclear receptor activity; RNA polymerase II cis-regulatory region sequence-specific DNA binding. NCBI's taxonomy places the organism in Eukaryota, Metazoa, Arthropoda, Insecta, Diptera, Tephritidae. The transcript is spliced from 3 exons. The coding region runs from base 578 to 1888 and encodes 436 amino acids. The record is from RefSeq and is a predicted model, not a curated record.